Messenger RNA from Phasianus colchicus (ring-necked pheasant), 1043 nucleotides. RefSeq names its product TSR3 ribosome maturation factor (gene TSR3). The record is from RefSeq and is a predicted model, not a curated record. Gene Ontology annotation, biological process: maturation of SSU-rRNA. NCBI's taxonomy places the organism in Eukaryota, Metazoa, Chordata, Aves, Galliformes, Phasianidae. Gene Ontology annotation, molecular function: rRNA small subunit aminocarboxypropyltransferase activity.
UCCGCCCGAGCGCGGGGCCAUGAAGCGCGGCGCGGCGAGGCGCGGCGCUCCGAAGCGCGGCAGGCGCGUGCCGCCGUCCGCCGGUGCCUCAACCCCGCGGCGCGACCCUCACGGCUUCGACGCCUUCGCUGCGGAAACGGAGGCCGCGCUGAGAGCCUGUUUGGAGGGAGAGCGGGGCGCCGAGGAGUGCGGCCCGGAGGCGAAGAUUCCGUGUCCUCUUGCCAUGUGGGAGCUCGGACACUGCGAUCCGAAGAGAUGCACUGGGAGGAAACUGGCCCGAAAAGGGCUGCUCCGAAACCUGCGCCUCAGCCAGAGGUUCCCCGGCGUCGUUCUCAGCCCUCUGGCCGCCGUCUGCGUGUCUCCCGCCGACAGGCAUAUCAUUGCUCAGAACGGAAUUGCAGUUAUAGAUUGCUCGUGGGCUAAAUUAGAAGAAACGCCCUUUAAGAAAAUGAGAGGAGGUCAUCCAAGGCUGCUGCCUUACCUGGUGGCUGCAAAUCCUAUCAACUACGGCCGGCCGUGCAAGCUGUCUUGUGUGGAAGCUUUUGCUGCAGCUUUUUGCAUUGUUGGACUCCCAGACCUAGCCACCAUUCUUCUAAGGAAAUUUAAAUGGGGGAAGACAUUUACUGAGCUGAACAAAAAUCUCUUGGAAAAAUAUGCAGCUUGUCAAUGCCAUGAAGAAGUGCUAGGUGUUGAAAAGGACUUUCUAGCUAGUGUCAAAGAAAUAAAAGAAGAAGAAGAAACAGAUCCAUUUGAUGUUGACUCAGGAAAGGAAUUUUGUAACCCCAAUAGGCCAAUUAAUUCUUCAAGAAUAACACAAAGUAAUGAAGAAUCAGAGGAGGACAGUGCAAGCACUCCAGAUGAUACCAGUGAGAGCAGUAGUGAGAACAGUCCAGAAGAUGAUGAUCCUGGGAAGUUUUUCCAAGAACAGCCAACAAUAAAUCAACUACCUGAGAAGUGAAAACAAAGAAAAGCACACCAAAAACAUGCCAACAGCUGACAAGAGUUCUACACUAUCUUGUACAAAUAAACUUUCUUGUUAACAA